Neodiprion fabricii is the source of this 5207-nucleotide messenger RNA. RefSeq names its product KH domain-containing protein akap-1 (gene spoon). Gene Ontology annotation, molecular function: RNA binding. The coding region runs from base 331 to 1995 and encodes 554 amino acids. The record is from RefSeq and is a predicted model, not a curated record. NCBI's taxonomy places the organism in Eukaryota, Metazoa, Arthropoda, Insecta, Hymenoptera, Diprionidae. The transcript is spliced from 6 exons.
CGUAGUUACCCGGUCUCUAUAUCUCGUUUCUCGCCAGUCUAGUGAGAGGAGGAAACGAAGGUGCAUAUUGGCCGGAGUUUCUGCCUGCCUCGUGGUGAUCGGUCGAUGCACGGGUGCUUCGUUCAUUUUCAAAUUACGCACGUUUAAAUCGAGAAUUAUUUCAUUGCGGAAAUCGAGAGAAUCGUGCGGGAUUUUUUUUUUUUUUUAACGGAAUAACACUCGAACAGCUGGGCUGAAUAUCUGACGAGUAUUACGUACGUGUAUAAUAAUGGAUCUCGUUACGUUCCGAUUGAUUUUGCGGUACGGUUUCUACCGUGGACCUGCAGCGAAAUGUCAUCAGCAUCAUUGCGAGUUCAACUAGUGAAGUGGACGGUACCAGCGUUCGCCCUGAUCCUUGGCCUCUUGUGGUACAAACGACGAAGAGCCGACAGAGCUGACCCAGGCGGAGAUCGCGUAUUAAAAGCAGGAUCCGGAAGUUCGAAAACGCCGGAUCACAACCUGAACGACUCCGGUUACCAAUUCGAGGAGUCCUUCACCUCACGGGGCUCAACGGGCGUGGGUUCGAAGCCCGAAGUCGUCGCCGCGUGCAGUCCGCGGCGGGUGAGCGAGAGUUUGGCAAUUCCGCAGCGGAAAUCCGCAGCAACGCCGAGAACUUCCGCGGCGAGCAGCGGUCCGGACGCCUGGUACAAGGACGUUGAAAUGACCAUCGAUGUCGAUCAAUUUUACCCACGGGGUUCGGAACCGCUUUCGGUACGCGAGUCGCUACCAAGACACCUGCAACAACAGCAGCAGCUGCAGGAACAGGAAGAGAAGCUGUCGUAUACCGCCAUAAAACCAAAGCGGUCCAAGUCGCCGUAUGAAACCGCUAAGAAAACUGUCAGGAAUCAACUGUCCAAGAUGCUAGAUCGAUCCGAAGAGAACGAGGUGAAAACCGAGAAUGUCAUAGACGAGAUUAAGAUGCAAGAGAAGGCGGCUUCCGAAAGGGAUUCGGCUAAUCAUAGUCCAGUUUCUGGUGUUCUCGACGGCAGCGUCAGCGACGAGGCUAGAAGCGAGGGCAGCAGCGACAGUGGAAAAGGAGGAAGUAUAAACGGAAACAGCCCUGCAGUGUACGAGUUUGUCCUGCCGCAGAGUUUGAUAGGCCGUCUGAUAGGCCGUCACGGGGUAUUUUUGCAGAGUAUAAAAGCAAAGGCGCAGGUCAACAUGCUGAUAAAGCGUCAUCCCGAAACCAACAAGUGUAAGGUAUGCGCGAUCGAGGGAUCCCAGAAGGGUAUCCGCACGGCGUUGGAUAUGAUAAGGCAGAAAUUCCCUGAGAACAAAUAUCCCAGCGUGACGCUGGAGCAAGUGUCGUUCCUUAAAAAAUCAGAGGAAAUGCAGUGGGUGCCUGAAGUAAUGCAGCUCAAGCUGGUCGAGGGUCUGAACAACGAUGUGACGGUUAUUCGCGUCGUGGAACCCAAUCACCUCUUCCUCCACCAGCCGACUCAUCCCUCUUAUCCUUCCCUACGCAUUUUAGAUCAGAAUAUGACACAGCUUUACAACACAGUCGCAGACGCUCCACCAGUUCCCGAUCAACUCGACAAGGGUAUGAUAUUCGUCGGUAAGUGGUGCAACAAGUGGGUUAGAGUUUAUAUCCACAAGCCGGACCCGGACGGAGAAAAGAACAUAGUACGCCUUAUAGACCACGGUGGAUUUUGGGUGUUGAAAAAUUCUGAGAUGAGGAAAAUCAGGUACGACUACCUCACCCUACCCUUCCAGGCCAUCGAAGUGUACUUGGCCAACAUCCAACCCAAAAAUGGUACGUGGGUUCCAGAAGCGUACGACCUAGUUCAACAAAUAACUCAAGGCGUCGUGGUCCAGGCACAAAUACAAAGCUACGUGGAUCGCGACACGCACAUAAACCUCUAUCUAAACAUACAAAAACAUGGGGUAAUAUCUCUGGCUGACGAAUUGGUGGCGCGUGGAUACGCGGAUCGAGUUCAGCUAGAGGAGGCAUAUUGAAGAAACAUAGGCACGAGAAUGAAGUAUAUUACCUCCACGAAAGAAAUAACGCCAACAACUGAACAUCGUCGUGUGGAGCGAUAAUACAAGUGUAUGUGAUAGUGGAAGAUGGUUUAAAUGAGUGCACGGACGCUGUCUGCGAGGACCAAACUUCCGUUGUUGUGUAUGUUCCGUUUUCUCUCUGUCUGUUGUUUUUUUUUUUUUUUUUUUCACCCCCUCCCCCCUCCAUUUUGUUUUAUAGUACGUAUUACAUUAUAUAACUGUUUGAAAGUCCUGCGUCAAUGAUGAAUGUUUGUCUGUCUGUUGAAUCGCGCGUUAUACGUUGAGCGAAAUUAAUGUCGGUUUCUAAAUAAUUUACAUCUGCGUGUGCCAAUCGAGUCGCUUUUUUCUUUUGAUAUUUUCGUACCCUGAUAACGCGUAAACGAAAUCUUAUCACACCUCCUGCUCUCCGUACUGCAGGUAAUUAUCAACGAUUUAACGUAAAAUGAUUGAUAUCAAUAUUCUUCUUGGUACAGAGAAAACGAGAAAUGGAUAUAAUAUGUAUAGAUUUUCUUUUAUCUCUUCAGUGCAUGAUUUAUCCUGUAUUAUACACUGUAUUUUUUAGCGGUGUCAACAUUCUCUCGAAAAUAAUUGAUCAAUUAUUGUACACAUUUGUGUUUCUCAAGUUCGUUCGCAGUUUUCGUCAUAAUUCGCGAUUCCUGAUACGGUUACAGAUUAUUAUCAUUAUUACUAUCAUCAUGUAUUCAAGUCACAAUCUUACCACUCUAUUUUCAUAACUGCACAACACGAGUUAGAUAGUAUUUAUUGUUAUCUUGUCUUUGCUUAUUGUAUAGAUUCGAAAGAGUACAAAAUACGGAUUAAACGUGACGAAAAUUUUGAACGAUGUUGAGAUUAUUUUUAAACAUUUCGAAUCGUGAGACUUGCCGGAAGAAGAUUGGGGGUGGUAAUAGGAUGAAAAAGCAAAAAGUGAAUUCAGUAAAAAAUUUAAAUUAAAAUUAAUUUUAGCAUGCUAAAUCGAUGGAAAAAGUUUGAUACAUUUUCUGCUAGAAGUCUACCAUGAGUUGUGAAAUACAUUUUUCAGCAAUAACAUAUUUGGACAAUGUUAUUUUUUGUUUAUUGGUAUUUUUCUUUUUUUUUCGUUCUUUCUUUUUAUUGUUUCUCUUUGCGUAACUCGAGAUUGCUUUGGACCGAUUAUAAAAUUCUUUCCCUUUCUUUGUACAUACUGUAUAAGAUCUCUCUGAUAUAAAUUUACGUAUUUAUGAUGAUGUACCUAAUGUUUAAUUAUAACAUUUGAUGAUUAAUAUUGAUAAUGCUCUAGCUGUAGCGCUCUGUAGACUUUAGAUAUAUCGUUAAAACGUCGAUGACAAAGAUAGGCGAGUUGAUAAAUAUAGUAUAAUGGGAAAAAAUAUAUAAAAACAGCAACAAUCGUAACACUGUAAUAACGUGUUUCGUACAGAAGCAAAAUUUGAAAGGUAGAAAAGAAAAUUAAAUUCGCGGUAAAAAAAAAAAAAAGAAGAAAGAAAAAGAUGUUUCGGUAAAAGAGGCUAGAGUGACUCUGGAAAAUCGCGCUAACUUCUUGUGCAUUGCAACAAUAUAUUUUUCGGUUAAUUUAGCGGUUGAAAUAAUAUACAGUUGAAUGGAAACAAACAUUAAACUUAUAUAUAACAUACAUAAAAAUAAUAAUAAUUAAUACGGUAUAAGAAUUGAUUUUUUUUAUUUUUUUUUUUUGAGAAAACAUGAACCACUGCAAACGAACAAAAAAAAGUUUUAUAAAAGAAAAAUCAAGCGAAAUUAUUUCAAGAGACCAUACAGAGCUGGGGAGUAAUCUUUCGUCUCAUGCCAGUCAGACAAAGAGCGAUUAAAAAAGGGGUAAAAAUAUGGCCGUACGUUUGAAUAUAAUGUAAAUUCUUUGAAAUUGCUAGAUGUUUCAUUUAUGUUUUGUUCGCGAUUUCUUGCAAGUCGUAAACGCAAUCGGUUGUGUAAUGUUCUUUGAUAAGUAAACGAUUAGUUUAAUAUAAUAAUUUUGAUUUUCGUGUUAUAAUUCAAACUUGUGUUCGCGGCGCCGCGUUUUUCUAUAUCGAUACAUUGCUUAAAUACAUUAAAAAUAUAUUUGACUCGUAAUUUUGAUAUGUAAUAUGUUAACGUAAACCCGGGUUUGCGUGGUUUUAUUUAUCCUUUUUUCGUAUCGUUAUGUGGUAUUUAUGAUAUAUUGUCUCUUGGUGCGCGGUUUUGUAGGAAAUUAUUUAAAAAAAAUCAGUCACGUGCAAAGACUUGAUUUUCAAUUAAUUAUCGCUACGAUAUUCGUCGUCAUAAAUCGGUUGUAGCUGAUACCAAGAGCUCGCGUUUGUAAUUUAUUAUUAUACGUUACUCGGUUUCCUAGUUCGUAAUUAUUAAACUGUAUAAUGUAUAAGAUUUUCAUUUACUCUUAUCGUAAUUCGCGAAUGAAAUUAAAUCAAUCUUUUGAUAAGUUGUUCUCUUUUGUAAUCGCCGGGAAAAAUGAGACAUAAUAAAAUUUAAAAAUUGCCAAAAAAAAAAGAAAAAAUAAUAAUAAUAAUGAGCAUAAUAUUUCCUUUGAAAAUAUCGAGAAAAUGGUGGAAAAAAAACAACUCUUUUGUUUUGGAAAAACAACGUUCUUUGAUCCGUGUCUCCAAUCAAUUACCCGUGCGAAACUAUCGUAAAUAUUGAAUAUUAUGUAACACUUAAUGUCUAAAAUAUACUGUUGACAUGUAAACAUUAUAGAAAUAUUUUUAUAACAUAAAUAUUUAGCUUUUUAAGAUCUAGCAAAUCAAUAUCGAAGCUAUUAUUACCAAAUAGGCCUUCUUAUUCUUCUACAUGAUUACUACUGCCGUUGUUCGAUUAGCUGUUCAUUAUACAUAUACAUAUGAUAUACGUUCAGUUGACGAAACGAAUAAUAAAUCCUAUCCACAUUUCCUUCUUUCGAUUAUAUCGAUUUAUUUAAGAAAAAUAAUAAAAAUAGUAAUAACAUAUAACGGUUUUUUCAGAUUCGGAAUUUAAAAAUUUUUCACUUGUGGUUGGAUUGUUUUUGCUACUAAAAAUGAUUCACGCAUUCAGUCCCCAGCUAUCUAUACCUAUACAUUAUUGCGUAUAACUACUAUUCUAAUUUAUCAUUAUCAUUGUUAAGAGCGGAGCCCCUUUUGUAUAUAAAUCAAUGUAAAAAUCUUGGCGUUUCAUUAAAAUUUAUUCAUUUUAAA